GGGCCGGGACGGCCGCGGGCGCAGGGCAGCACCUCCGGCUUAGGGAGUCCCGCGGCGGGGCGGGCAGGGCUCUCGGUCUCCCGGCGCCCCAAGGAACGCGGCGGGCGGCCGCCCCGAGCCCUUCCACAGCCCCGGCGGAGGCGGAGCACCUGCUGCGGCGCCCGCGCCCGACGGGCGGCGAGUGCCGCGGGUGGGUGGCCACGGCUCGCCCCGCGCAGCCCGGCCCAGCAGCUCCCCCGUCGCGGCGCGCCCGCUCCCCGCCCCGCCGCGGCGCUCCCCCGGCUUUCUUCUCCUCCCCUCCCGCCGCCGCUCCCGAGCGGUCCCGCGAAGCGGCGCGGAGCCCCCGGCGGCAUGGCGGGGCGGGCGGGCGCGCUGUGGCUGUGCGCGGCGGCGGUGCUGGGCGCGGCGGCGGAGCUGCGCCUGACCCUGCUGCACACCAACGACGUCCACGGGCGGGUGGAGGAGAUGCAGGGCGCGGGGCCGCGGAGCUGCGCGGGCGCGGAGGGGGCGGCGGGAUGUUUCGGCGGCGUGGCCCGGCGGGCGGCGCGGGUGGCGGCGGAGCGGGCCGCGCACCGCAACGUGCUGCUGCUGGACGCCGGGGACCAGUACCAGGGCACGGUGUGGUUCUCCCACUUCAAGGGCAGAGAGGCGGUCAACUUCAUGAACCUCCUGCGCUACGAUGCCAUGGCUUUGGGGAACCAUGAGUUUGAUGAAGGUGUGAGCGGAUUAUUGGAUCCUCUCCUUAAAAAUGCUAGUUUUACUAUCCUGAGUGCAAACAUUAAGGGGAAAACCCCGCUAGGGAACGAAAUGAUGAAAUACGUUCGUCCUUUUAAAAUAGUACAUUUUGACUCGGAGUCAGUAGGAAUCGUUGGCUACACUACAAAGGAAACUACUUUUCUUUCACAGCCAGGGGAUGAUGUAAUCUUUGAAGACGAAAUUGAAGCAUUGCAAGAACAAGUGAAUGAACUUACUGCUAUGGGAGUGAACAAAAUAAUUGCACUAGGGCAUUCUGGUUUUACUGUCGACAAAAACAUUGCCCAAAAAGUGAAAGGAGUGGAUGUUGUAAUUGGAGGACAUACAAACACAUUUCUCUAUACAGGCACCCCACCCUCUACUGAACAGCCAGCUGGCCCAUAUCCCUUCAUGGUUGCCUCAGAUGAUGGGAGGAAGGUGCCAGUUGUACAAGCUUAUGCUUAUGGAAAAUAUCUCGGUUACUUAAAUGUUACAUUUGACAAGAAAGGAAAUGUAGUUGAAGCAGUUGGAAACCCCAUUCUGCUGGACCGCAGUGUUCCUGAAGAUAAGCACGUUAAAGAAGAAGUGGAAAAAUGGAGAAAAAACCUGGGGGAUUAUUCUAAAGAGAUUGGAAAAACUAGUGUUUACCUGAAUGGUACAAGCGAAGCGUGCCGUUUCCAAGAAUGUAACAUGGGAAAUUUGCUUUGCGAUGCUGUGCUUUAUGAGAACGUCAGACAUCCAGGUAGAAAGUCAUGGAACCAUGUUUCAAUGUGCAUCCUGAAUGGAGGUGGGAUACGGUCACCCAUCGAUGAACAGAGCGCGAAUGGUAGCAUUAGUGUGGCAGAUUUGCUGACUGUUUUGCCAUUUGGAGGUCGUUUUGAUUUGGUAACGGUAAAAGGCUCCACUCUGAAAGAAGCUUUUGAGCACAGUGUGCACAGAUACGGAAGUGGAAGCGGAGAGCUGCUGCAGGUUGGAGGCAUCCAUGUGGUGUACGAUCUCUCCAGGGCCCCAGGAAGCAGAGUCGUCAGCUUGGAAGUGCUUUGCACAGCCUGCCGAGUCCCAUCCUACGUCCCACUCCAGAUGGAUGAAAUAUACAAUGUGACUCUUCCGUCCUAUAUGCUGUAUGGAGGAGAUGGCUACCGUAUGCUGAAAGACGAAAAUCUGGGGUACAGUAAAGGUGAACCUGAUGUUGAGGUUGUUUCCCGUUACCUCCAGAGGAUGAAUAGAGUUUACCCAGCAGUUGAAGGUCGAAUAAAGUUUUCUUCCGGAAGUCUUAUCGAAGGCAGCCUUACUCUGAUCGCCCUGUCGUUCACUGCAACGUUCUUGCGUACUUGAUUUUGGUUCACUGCGUUGUCAUUCGGAGGAAGGCGAGAGGACAGAUGAUGCCGAUCAAGGGAGAAGAGACCUGUUCUUUUCUUUCACCUUAAAACGAACGUUUAGGUUUCUGCAUGUCGUCAGUGAACAGCACAAGCAAUUGUCUUUAAUCUGGUACAGCCAUUGAAGCACACUGCACAGAACGAGUAGGCACAAUUCAUCACACCUCUUACCAGCAGGUACCCGCAACUCAGUUUGAGGUUUCCACAAGCAAAGUUCCAGUGAAGGCUAAUGCCCCAUCACGAACCAACCACUUGCUGAACUGGGAUUUUUUUUUUUUUUUCUCCAAAUUCUUUUAGCUGCUUUAGAUUGUGAGUUGAUUAAGAAUCUGAUUCCAGUAAAUAAGCUUCUAGAAAUAGAUUUAUUAAAGGUAAAUAUACCUUCCUUUGAUCUAUAAUCGGGAUUAAAGCUUUCAUUCUAAUAAUUCUAUUUAUCAUACCUACACCAGUGCCUGAAAGAGCUGGAUUAAACUCGGCGCCCUUGAAAGCAUGAAGCCCAUUUACAUACAAUUAACAAGUUUUUCCAUUUUACUUUUGAAGUUGCAGCAUCUCACUGGUGUUUUCCAUUAGUAAAGGAUGCAAGGAAAGCUUGAUUUGAUUUUGAUCAAUUUUAACAAAUUGAAAAAAUAUAUACACUUACCUAUUUAAUAUGACCAGUUUGGGGACUGUGUCUAGAGUGAGAACACAAUCUGUGAUUAUGUUUCAUAGCAACAUGCCUAACGUCACACUUUUUUCCAAUGCGCAAAGCACAGGGCUCCCGACUCUGUGCUUUGCUCUUUAUCAGCAACGUUCAGAGGGAACGUUGGAUACACGCAUCGACUCCUGCUCCACUGUGGCAACCUUUGGCAGUUGCCCAGUAAUAGGGUUUUUACAGUGUAACCUGGCUUUAUCAUGAUUGUGAUCAUAACUCAAAAGCCCCGUCUUCUCUAAGGGAAGGCUGUGAUUAAAAAAUAUAUUUGUAAGAGAUAGGCUAAUGAGUAUAAAAUCAGAAAUUGCUUUAAAUGCUAAGUCAAUUUCCCAGACGUCAGCAGGAAGUGAUUGCUUAUGAUUAUUUUUCCAAGAUUGUUCACAUUUGGAAUUUUGACAUCAAACAUGUUUCCAUGUUUAUUGGUGGAUUCUCAGUGUUUUGAAUAAACCUGCUGUUUUUCUGGAA
Molecule: messenger RNA, 3258 nt
Organism: Phalacrocorax carbo (great cormorant)
Lineage: Eukaryota; Metazoa; Chordata; Aves; Suliformes; Phalacrocoracidae
Source: RefSeq, a predicted model, not a curated record